Messenger RNA from Dioscorea cayenensis subsp. rotundata (Guinea yam), 551 nucleotides. Its product is annotated as cuticle collagen 2-like. The coding region runs from base 31 to 387 and encodes 118 amino acids. The transcript is spliced from 2 exons. The record is from RefSeq and is a predicted model, not a curated record. NCBI's taxonomy places the organism in Eukaryota, Viridiplantae, Streptophyta, Magnoliopsida, Dioscoreales, Dioscoreaceae.
UGAUGCCGGUGGUGUAGUUUGGAUAAAAUAAUGUGGCCUGGUGGGCCUGGUGGGCCUGGAGGACCUGGAGGGCCUGGUGGAGCACCAGGUCCAGGUGCUGGGCCUGGACCUGGAUUUGGACCUGGGCCAGGGGGACCUGGAUUUGGACCUGGGCCUGGACCCGGAUUUGGUUGGGCUCCGUUGCCUGGAGGACCUUCAGGACCUGGGCCUGGGCCUGGACCAGGUUGGGGACCCUUUUGGGGUGGUGGAUUUUGUGAUCCCUUUGCAUCUUGCUUUUACUUCCUGUGUUGCUGUUGUUUAAUUCAAGACUGUUUCGGGCCUAUGUUUGGGUUUGCACCUGGCCCUCUAGGCCCAUCAGGCCCACCAGGUCCUCCGGGCCCCUUCUGAUAUUACUGUGAUUUAUUAUGUGCCAAAAUAAUUAACAAACCUGAAUGAGUUACUGAGUGAGUCUCUGUGAUAUCAAUGGAUCAAUGAUUUGUGUUUAAACAUUUGCACUCUUUCUUAUCCUUAUGUUGUGCCUAUUUUAUAAUCAAAUUUUAUUUGCAAUUCUA